AGUUUUCUUAAGCCCUAUGUUUAGUAAAUUUUUCUUUAAAUGAUUACAACCAAUUAGAAAGGUCGAGAAAGUACCAAAGAACAGUCCAGUAAGGUGUUGGAGUCACUAUCAAGCACCAUUUAAAGGUGCGACAUCCUGUUCUGACACAUGGUCACAAGAGCACAUAGUGUGAGAAGAAGGCAAGAUUAUUUGCUUUAGUAAUCUUAUUUAAAUGACAUGAACUGUACAUAAAAAAUAUGUGUGUAUGAAGGUGUAGAGACGACUUUUGACAGGUUUUUUGAAUUUUUUUUAUUUUGCAUGUUCAGAAAUUCAGUUUUUCUUUUCGCUGCCUCAGGGUAAACGUUGUGUGAUGGGUACUUUUCGAGGAUGUUUUGCGCAAUACCUCACAUUGGCCAUAAUGUGUUACAAGAAGGGAAGAUGCAGGGUUACUGGGUGUGCAGGAAGACCCAAAGUGAUGUGCAAAAAUUGUAACAUACACCACUAUUUCACAGCAGAGAAGAACUGCUUUUUGAAGUUUCGUACGGAGUGAAAUCUUAUUACAUUAUAUGGCAUGACACACUACAUGAUACAGACCUAUGCAUGGAUCAAAUUCAAUAAAUCAGCGUCUUUCAAAUGUGUCAUUUCUUGACAUUUUUUUUUUUUUUUUAAAUUGUGAUUUUGAUGAUAAUUUUCUGUAUGAUUCUGUACCAUUGUUGCACAACCUUCCUACACAAAUAUUUUGGUGCGGGGGGAGGGUAGGUGGGUCAAAAAAAAAAAAAAUUAUCAAUAAAAUGUUCCCAAAUGAACCAAAAAAUUAUGUGGAAUAUUUUUUUUUCAUGUGCCGUCAACAUGUGUGCAGUAGAGGGUGUUGUGGCUGAUUAGUGUAACUGUGUACAUAAGUGUUUGCUGUGGUUCAUGAAAGCCAAUUUUGAUGAACUUCCCAUUUUCAUGUUGCCUUCUAUUUUAUCUCCUUUAUGUUUUUUUUUUUUUUUUUAAAGGUGCAAAGCACAUUUUGUAGUUCAAAUAAGUUUGUAACAUUAUAUCAGAUAAUGAUAUAUACGGUUAUGAACUGUAAAAUAUUGAAAAUGCAUGCUUACAUUCUUAAUCUUAUCAUCCAAACCAUCUGUGGCUUCAGUGAAACCACAAGGAUUAACAAGAACGAUGCUUUCUUACCGUGUUGCUCAUACUACAAUAUUAAAAAAAGGAAGUAACAGUCCACUCAGUGACUCCACCCACCUUUGAAGUAUAUUUACACCAUGUUUAGCCAGUGAGAGCUCACUGAUCAUCUUCAUCAUGGCCAUCAUCAUCUCUCUGCUCCUGUUGGCCUCUCUGCUGCCACACCUGACCUUCACUGCUCAUGUGAAUGUGAGUAUAGUGAAUGGAAAAGAAGCCAAACCACACUGCAGACCUUACAUGGUUUCUAUUCAGGCGUGUGGGGACCAUAUCUGUGGUGGAUUCCUAAUUUCUGAUCAGUUUGUCCUGACUGCUGCACAUUGCUGGAACAAACGUAAUAUUCUAAUGGUUGUUGUUGGUGCUCAUGACUUAAGGAACAGCACAAGUUCAGAUCACAUCAGAGUGAAGUCCUACAUCCCUCAUCCAAACUAUACAUACAUUCCUAAUCAAUAUGCUGACGACAUCAUGCUUUUGAAGCUAGAGAACAAAGUCAAACUAAACAAAAAGGUUGGAGUGAUCCCAUUACCAAAGGAAAGAGAAGACGUUAACCCAGAUACUGCCUGUAGUGUUGCCGGCUGGGGAAGACUGAUGGAUAAUGGCCCAGUGAGCAAUGUUCUAAUGAAAGCAAAAGUGUCUAUAAUGAAUAACACAGAAUGUGGCAAUAGAUGGGGAGAAUUAUACUCAGUCUCACAGAUGAUCUGUGCGUAUGGCGAUGGUGGAUCCUGCCAAGGGGAUUCAGGAGGUCCUUUGGUUUGUGGAAAAACUGCUGUUGGUAUCACAUCUUUCAGUGCCCGGCGCUGUAAUUCACCUGAUCAUCCUAAUGUGUAUACUAAGAUUUCACAAUAUAUUCAGUGGAUCGACAAAGUUACUGGAAAUGUGUAGUGACUUCAUGGAAACUAAAGAAGGAAGAAAUGUUAUUCUUGAAUUCUUCCAUAAACCUUCUUUCAAUAAAAGUAUCACAAGGCAAGCAUC
Ctenopharyngodon idella (grass carp) is the source of this 2124-nucleotide messenger RNA. RefSeq names its product granzyme B(G,H)-like. The record is from RefSeq and is a predicted model, not a curated record. The transcript is spliced from 5 exons. Bases 1273 to 2034 code for a protein of 253 amino acids. NCBI's taxonomy places the organism in Eukaryota, Metazoa, Chordata, Actinopteri, Cypriniformes, Xenocyprididae. Gene Ontology annotation, molecular function: serine-type endopeptidase activity. Gene Ontology annotation, biological process: proteolysis.